Molecule: messenger RNA, 1224 nt
Organism: Nycticebus coucang (slow loris)
Lineage: Eukaryota; Metazoa; Chordata; Mammalia; Primates; Lorisidae
Product: proline-rich protein 11-like
Cellular component (GO): nucleus; cytoplasm
Source: RefSeq, a predicted model, not a curated record
AUGCCUAAGUUCAAACAACGAAGAAGGAAGCUAAAAGCCAAAGCCAAAAGAUUAUUUAAAAAAGUGUCUCACCUCCAGCCCAGGCUAAUUACACCUCCUCCUCCACCACCCUCACCUGAAAGAAUAGUUAUUUCUUCAACAGAUGUAUCCCAUAGCAGGAGCUGGCUAAGAUUGUCCUGGAACUUCAACUUUCCCAACAUCAAAGAUACAAUAAAACUUUGGACAAAUAAAGUAUGGUCUAUAUACACGUGGUGCCAGAACUGCAUAGCCCAGAGUUUAGAAGGAUUGAAAGAUACCGUCUUUCCAUCUCGUAUCUGCCACCGAGAACUUCACAGUCUCAAACAACAGUUUUUCAUUUUGGAAAAUAAAUUAUGCAAGCUCCAGGAAACACUGAAGGCCGUCUCAGAAAGAUCUUCUUGUCCAAGCUGUGGUCAGAUGUGUCACAUGAAUAGUAAACUUAUAGCUGUGCCCACCUGUGUUCUAACCACCCCUGGAGAAUCUGGAGCUGAAAUUAUAUCUCCUCCCACACUGCCACAGCCAGCCAACCAUCUUCCUCCUCCUCCUCCUCCUCCUCCUCCUCCUCCACCCCCACUUCCUUCUCUUCCUCCUCCACCACCACCACCACCACCACUAGCACUUUUGCUGCUCGCAAAAUCCAAUCUCACUAAAGCACUUCAGACUAGACCAUUACAAAGAGAUGGACCCAUGCAGAUAACAGUUAAAGAUCUACUGACUGUGAAAUUAAAGAAGACCCAGAGUUUUGAUGACAGGAGGAAGCUUGUACCAUCACCAAAGGCACAGAAUCCACUGGUUACUGUCUCUGAUCUACAGCGUGUUACCCUGAAACCAAACUCCAAAGUGUUAUCAACUCGAGUCACAAAUGUCUUAAUUACUCCUAAUAAAAGCCAGAUAGAUCUGCGGAAACUACUCAGAAAAGUCAACGUAGAAAGGAGCCCAGGUGGUACCCCUCUUACUAAUAAAGAAAAUAUGGACUCAGGAACUGGUCUCACCCCUCUAAUGACCCGGGCCUUGAGGAGAAAGUUUCAGCUGGCUCACCCUAGAAGCCCUGCUCAAGCUCUGCCGCAUUCUACAAGCAACUUUGAUGAACAAAACUGAUGCCAACUCUGCUUAAUUCCAUGUGAUAAUCCAUAAAAAAAUGUACCAAGCCAGGCAUGCUGGUGGGAUCCCGUAAUCCCAGCUACUCAGGAGCCUGAGGCAGAAGAA